Molecule: messenger RNA, 1010 nt
Organism: Aaosphaeria arxii CBS 175.79
Lineage: Eukaryota; Fungi; Ascomycota; Dothideomycetes; Pleosporales
Exons: 1
Coding region: 147-803 (218 amino acids)
Source: RefSeq, a predicted model, not a curated record
AUAGUUCCGUGCCCACAGGUUGGUUCCGCAGAGCCGCAUCCAUCACCCCAUUUAGACCUGACCACUUUCAAGCUCACCUGCGGUCCCUACCUACGGCACGACAACUAUCAAUCGGAACAGACAAAAACGGAAAUAGUACAGUCGUCAUGGCUGUUGGGAAUCGGAAAGAACGACGCGCUGCAACGAAGAAAGGUGCCACAAGCAGUGGCUUUGAACCCACCACCGAGAUCGAUGAGGAUGGGGUGGAAUACAUUCUCCAACACCCCGACCGCUCCGGCCCCAAAGGAAAGACCUUGUUCGAUAUGGCAGAAGAGAGGCAAAGGGAAUUGAACAAAGGAAAGCCUGGAUACACAGCAGAUGGAGAUCUGUCUGAGGAUGACGAGGAGCUCAUAGGUCCCUUUGGAAUUGCUUUCCUCUACGCCAUCUCCCUCGGAAUGCUUCAUCUGACACUCGAUGUAACUGUUUACAGCCAAUAUCGUGAACAGAUCUUGUGGUCCGAAAUCAUCCAACGAGCUGUCACCGCAACACCCGUUUUCCUCAUUCUAGUCUACCUUCUCCACGUCGAUUUCUCCAAGCAGUUUCCCAUGUUACGCAAUAUCUUUUUCCUCGUCAUGAGCACUGUAGCCGGUUGCUACCUCAUAUUUUCGGUGAAUAUGCAUGGUUACUUCUUCGUAAUGAAAGCUGCGCCCCCAAUCGGUGCGUUGUGGGUGUGGAGCGUAAUCGAGAUGCAUGUUGCGUACGCCGUGGCGAGUUGUGUCAUUGUUUUGGGUUACCUAUGGUGGAAUGGCUUUCAGGCUUUCUAGAAUGCCCAAGUUAUCAUCAAGCCAUUCCGCUACAAGACAGCAUACGCCCGUUCGAGAAUGCAGGAAAAAAGCCAGGCUCGAUAACAGCAUGACUCCAGGGUCUCGUCGCAUCACCGAUUUGAGUCUUUGUGGGCUGCUAGGGAAACCAUGUGCCCCAUUCAUCAGUGUAACCAUCCUGCUGAUCCAGCGAUAGUUGGAUCUUCAUAA